Nezara viridula (southern green stink bug) is the source of this 582-nucleotide messenger RNA. The record is from the annotation of a GenBank genome assembly. NCBI's taxonomy places the organism in Eukaryota, Metazoa, Arthropoda, Insecta, Hemiptera, Pentatomidae.
AUGGACACAUUAGCAUCCUCUGAAAUGUACAUCAUAGUAACUGCGUUAGUAGAAAAAGCAGUACCUAUAGUUAUCGAGGGAAUCAAGACGGAAAGUAAAACCAUACAAAGACCACUGUCAGAACCUCAGACAUCUCGGGAGUUUUCAUGCGUUAGAGAACAACCGCAAUUGGCCAAUGCCCUAAUUGAGACCACGGAGAAUGAAAGUUUCCAGGAAGCAAAGAAAAAGCAAAGAAGGAAAAAGGCUCUUCUACAAGUGGCCAAAGAGAUUGAGGCCUCUAAACCUAUAGCAGAGAAAAUUUUGGCCAAGAAGAGGUCUACACAUAAGACUACGAUGGCCGAUAUUGUUAAAGGGCUUCCAUUAAAACCGAUGGAUACUACAAGACCAACUUAUGUUACCAUCGCUUUUCAAGGUAAAAGUGUAGUUGACAUCAUCAACAACCUGCCUUCUCCAACUGAACUAGGAGUCAAGGCGAGGGUUGUACGGGCGACCAAAGCUGGCUCAGUUUUAGUUUGUGUAGAUGAGGAUGCCCAUGCGAAAAAAAUAAUUGAGUGGAAAAAACAAAAAGAAGUUGGGACUUGA